Iphiclides podalirius (scarce swallowtail) is the source of this 231-nucleotide messenger RNA. The record is from the annotation of a GenBank genome assembly. Lineage: Eukaryota; Metazoa; Arthropoda; Insecta; Lepidoptera; Papilionidae.
AUGAUCAAAACAAUUUACUCACCAGUAACAAGACAACUUGACACGAGCGACAAAUCAACCCGCUCCGCUGUAGAGGCGACCGCACCGCGCGACUGCUCGCUACGACUGAAGCUCUACGAAAGCUCCCCGUUUCAGCAUAAGCUCGAACUUUCAAUGGGCCACCGCAGAGCGGAAUUUCCCCUAGCCGCACGCGGCUACGAUUCUCGUAAAGCGACCGUUCAUUUGCAUGUU